AGGGUUAUGGCAAGUUCUCGCAGCGUACAUCUUGCCUAUCAGACACCUGCCCUCGUGAGCAACGCCAUGGGAAAACUUGAAGUCGGCGACGUUGCAAUUGCUAGAUUCGGCGAGGGCAUGGAGCUACUUCAUGGCUUCGACGAAGAACCAUUUACGGAUGCUGCUGGGGCAAAGACGCUCGGCGUGUUCAGAUUUGAGCAGCGUGUAACGAACGUCCUGGAUAUGGUAGAGACGAGCCUCGAGGUGCUAGAGAGCGCUAGGGAAAGAAGGGCCACUGGGUCGGCAAGUGCAGGUGAACUAUGGCAACUCGAGAUUAUUAUUUCGGACGGUAUCUGUCAGGAUCACGAGCGUUUGCGGCAGGUGCUGAGACGCCAACGCGUCAUGAUCGUAUUCAUCAUCAUUGACCCACUGCACUCGACCUCCACUUCUGGGCAAGGGCAAACACAAGACACUUCUGCUGUACAGAACUCAAUCGUUUCGAUGAAUCAAGUCGCCUACACGACGAUCAACGGGCGCAUGGAGCUUCAGGUGGAGAGGUGUCUGGAUUCCUUCCCAUUUGAUUACUACGUGGUGCUUCAAAGCGUUGAGGCACUGCCUGAAGUAAUGACGUCAGGCGAACAAGCACUUUAACCGCAAUGUAUUUAAAAUAAAAUCUCACCCGUUUUGUGCAAUCUCCACAAGCCUCUCUUCUGCUAGUUUCGUGAGCGCGCCGACAUCAUCAGGUGGUUUUCAAUCGCAAAGGCGUAGACCGUGACGCAGCGUAUUCAAGACGCAUGUAUAUCUCUAAUAUCUGUGACCCAAGUUAAAAAAUCUCCGUGACUGAAGCAGGAUCAAGGAUGUAUCCGCUUAAGUGUAUGGAAUCCGUCUGAAUGACCCUCGACUGCGCGGCGGUUACCGUCCAUUUCGAAGGCUACAUGACGUGGGAUGGGGCCCGCAGAAAGAACACGGAGGAGCAGAAUCACGACUUGGGCCUUGAUGAAGGCGAGAAGGACAUUGUCCAGUCCAGGAUGUCAUUGCGAACGUGGCUCAGGUAGAAGGUAAUAAAUGAG
Molecule: messenger RNA, 1049 nt
Organism: Suillus subalutaceus
Lineage: Eukaryota; Fungi; Basidiomycota; Agaricomycetes; Boletales; Suillaceae
Exons: 2
Coding region: 7-630 (207 amino acids)
Biological process (GO): ribosomal large subunit assembly; rRNA processing
Cellular component (GO): preribosome, large subunit precursor
Source: RefSeq, a predicted model, not a curated record